ACAAUACUAAUCUUACCAUGUACUUGACUUGUCAUGCUCCGUAUCUUCAGAGGUCUCAAGAAGUUGAGGCCCGGCCAGAAAAUAGCUCCAAUAUCCAUACUCUGUCGAGGUGAAUCGGUCAAUCGAGAAGCCCUUUUUGCAUAUGCCAAUGGCCGUUUUCUUGUCGACGAGCAACUUCAAUUUGACCGACGUUUCUUGAAAUUCAAUGUAGAUGCCCUUUGUGACGUUGUUGCCGCCACUGAUGUGGAACCGUCUCCGAUCGCAGCAAUUGAGAAGAGGGAGGGAGGUUUCAGCAAGGCUCUAUUGAUGAAAAAGAAAAAUGGAAAGGAAGUCCUUGCAAAACUUCCAUUGCCCCUUGCUGGGCCACCAUCUCUCGCAACUGCGUCUGAAGUGGGUGUUUUAGAAUACGUGAGAAAACACACAAAUAUUCCGGUUCCCCGAGUGCUUUCCUGGUCCUCAGAUAGAUCCAAUCCUGUCGGCUCUGAAUACAUAAUCAUGGAGAAAGCUGCAGGGAUUCCACUGUUUCAGCAAUGGGGUGUGAUGAAAGAAUUCGAGAAACUGGAACUCAUAAAGAACUUGACCAGACUUGAAGCCCAGUUAUCGGGUAUCUCAUUCCCCUCUUAUGGCAGUUUAUAUCUUCGAGGGUCUGCAAGGCAUUCCAAACAUCACAUACUCGAUGAGAGUAUUGAUCCGUCCAACUCAUUUUGUAUUGGUCCGUCAUGUGAUCGUUCAUUUGACUCUAAUACUACCUCAAACUUGACUUUGCCACGUCAAAGUUUUGACUCGGGGCCUUGGAAUACAAUAUCAAGCUUUGGAACUGCAAUUGCAAAGCGAGAGCUGUCCAGGCUCACAACCGGACGCUUGAACAGACAGCCAAUAUUCUAUCAUGGAACCAUGGAGGAACAGACCCAACUCCUAAAAUUCACAACAGACAUUAUGCAGAUGUUGGACUUGCAUCCUAUAUUACGCCAAGUUUCUCAGCCCACUCUAUGGCAUACCGAUCUGCACAUGGGAAACAUUUUCGUUGCGCCCGACGACCCAUCACAGAUAGUAUCACUUAUCGAUUUCCAAUCGAUAUCUGUGCUUCCAUUAUUUCUUCAGGCCCAGUGGCCCAUAUUUGUCAAACCCCCACAGAAUUACGUGAAAGGACUCGUGCACCCAAAACUCCCAGACGAUUUUGACGACCUAGAUAAUGAAAGCAAAACCAUUGCUCUACAAGAGUGGUCUCAGGCGAAACUCGCAAAGGCGUACGAAGUCUCCAACUAUCUCGAGAACAGACUUGCACAUAAUGCCAUGAAUAUCCCUCGCGUUUUUCGAGAACUCUUUAUCCGGUGUGGAGAAAUCUCCGACGUCGGAGUCCUUCCGCUCCGAGAAUGCCUUAUUGAAAUAUACCAGAAUUGGUCGAAUUUGGGCUUUACAAGACAAUGUCCGUUCAAGUUCAGCGCGGAAGAAAUAUCUUUGCACGAACAACAAUUCGCUGAAUAUCAAUCCUGGCACGACGUCCAAACAAUGGCUCAGGAAUGUCUAGAUACAGAUGCCGAAGGGUGGAUAGCUCCGCAAAUUGACAUUAUGAAGAAAAAGAGACAGAAUAAGGAGCUCUUGUCCUUGUAUAUUGAGCACAUGGCAGGAGAGAAAUCACCUGAAGAAGUAAAGAAGAUGUGGCCAUUUCUCGACGAUACAUGAGUACUGGACGCAAGGUCAGCAUACGACACAGGGUACUUUUCGUGUAUAAAAGGCAACAUUUCUUGUCGCUGGAACUCCACUACAGGUCAGCGCCUCAUUCGCCCCGGGAACUGGUUAGGUUGUGGGGGCUGUCGCUCGAUGAGAUAUCGUAUUUUACCCUGCGUCUUCUGCGUUAAGAUGACGUCAGACAUAAGUCGUCGUUCUUGGCUUGUGGAAUAGUUUCUUGUCGUAUGCGGGAGAAUUUCUUGGCUGUGACGUGA
Xylona heveae TC161 is the source of this 1943-nucleotide messenger RNA. RefSeq lists its product as hypothetical. The transcript has 4 exons. Bases 34 to 1683 code for a protein of 549 amino acids. Gene Ontology annotation, cellular component: mitochondrion. NCBI's taxonomy places the organism in Eukaryota, Fungi, Ascomycota, Xylonomycetes, Xylonales, Xylonaceae. The record is from RefSeq and is a predicted model, not a curated record.